UCACAAACGUUAUUAUCUGGUCUCCACUCACUUUUUUCAUUCUUCUGCUGAUAGGAAAUAAUAACUCGACGAGAAGAAACGAGUCUGCUCAUCUGCUGCAUGAGCUUCUGCUUCUCUUUCUUUCUCCUUUUCCCCUCUUAGGGUUUUCAUGCUUUCUCACUGAUUCCAAAUGGCCUGUGCCAGCGACGAGAGGAGGUCACCGUUCUUCCGAACGCUCUCUACCUGCCUUGUUCUGGAAGAAGAAGAGGGGAAGGGGGAGGAAGGAAAGAUGAAGAUUUCUGAUUCAAAAUCCAUGGAAUAUCGUCUCGAGAGGACGUUUCCUGUUUAUGCGAUGGGAAAUUCUAACUCCGACAUGAAUUCAAUUUCGUUGAUCAACAAUUUCGAUCCAUCCAUGACCGAUCCAAUUUGGGAUGAAGUGAUGGCAGAGGCAAAGUCGGAGGCAGAGAAGGAGCCGAUUUUGAGCAGCUUCUUGUAUGCUAGUAUUUUGUCACAUAAUUGUUUGGAACGAGCUUUGGGAUUUGUUCUUGCUAAUCGACUCCAGAACCCUACUCUCUUAGCUACACAGCUAAUGGAUAUAUUUGACGAUGUAAUGAUGCAUGAUAUAGGUAUUCAACGCUCAAUUCGCCUAGAUUUGCAGGCAUUUAAAGACAGGGAUCCUGCAUGUUUGUCAUAUUGCUGGGCCUUGUUAUAUCUAAAGGGUUACCAUUCUUUGCAAUCAUAUCGUGUAGCACAUGCCUUGUGGAACCAAGGACGGAAGGUUUUGGCUUUGGCACUGCAAAGUAGAAUAAGUGAGGUUUUUGCAGUUGAUAUACACCCAGCUGCAAAAAUUGGACAAGGAAUACUAUUGGAUCAUGGAACAGGUGUGGUUAUUGGUGAGACUGCUGUUGUAGGAAAUAGAGUUUCAUUAAUGCAGGGUGUGACAUUAGGAGGAACUGGGAAGGAAAUUGGAGAUCGUCAUCCAAAAAUAGGAGAAGGUGCACUGAUUGGAGCUAAUGCAACUAUACUUGGCAAUAUUAAAAUAGGAGAAGGAGCUAUGGUUGCUGCUGGUUCACUUGUACUGAAGGAUAUCCCUUCACACAGCAUGGUUGUAGGAACGCCAGCAAAGUUGGUUGGAUUUGUAAAAGAGCUAGUCCCAUCUCUAACAAUGAAGCAUGAUGCCACGAAGGAGUUUUUCCAGCAUGCAACUGAGAACAAUAUGGAUGGGCGAUCCAAUGGACGUCCCAAGUCAGAAAAGAAAUGAUGGAGCACUCCAAAGGCACACAGAUGAUAUUCCUUGCUGAAACGUGGUCUUGACUUCUUCCAGCAAUACUUAAUGUAAUAAGUUUUUAUUUGUCACAUGUAAAAUUGCAAGAUAUGGAAAUAUAGUCAAUAUAAAAUUGAGUAGCUUGCCCGCCUUGCCCACAA
This is a messenger RNA of Nelumbo nucifera (sacred lotus), 1404 nucleotides long. Its product is annotated as serine acetyltransferase 2-like. Gene Ontology annotation, molecular function: L-serine O-acetyltransferase activity. Gene Ontology annotation, cellular component: cytoplasm. The record is from RefSeq and is a predicted model, not a curated record. NCBI's taxonomy places the organism in Eukaryota, Viridiplantae, Streptophyta, Magnoliopsida, Proteales, Nelumbonaceae.